Drosophila virilis is the source of this 427-nucleotide messenger RNA. RefSeq lists its product as uncharacterized. Lineage: Eukaryota; Metazoa; Arthropoda; Insecta; Diptera; Drosophilidae. The record is from RefSeq and is a predicted model, not a curated record.
CCCUAGCAGCUGUGUCAUAGAAAAAAAAAAACAAACGCGUUACCUACAAGCCGACAAUUUGAACAAUUAAAUAUUAAAGCCAAUAUGCCACUGCUAGAGAACAUUGAAGCCAUGACAGUAAACACGCCACCAGCUCCAACGGCAGAAGCGGACGACCCACACCAGGGGCAGCCCGUACGCGAGCUAACACAAACGGAUCACCUAAAUAAACGCUUGUUGAAAUCGUUGCUGGAUUCGAUGCAAUCCGCAAUCGAACCGCAGGAUGAGUCAACUGAAACCGAAUCAGGGGGCAGCGACUUCGAAGAUUGAAACAUUUAUAUAUACACUUAAUUUUUAAAUCAAAGUUUUGGUCACAAUUUAACUAAAACUAAUAAAAAUAACUAUUUGAUCUUAAAGCAUUGAUGUGUUUCCAACAAUGCAUUUUAAA